AAAGAAUUUUUCACACAAGUUACUUUAGAGUCUCUUUUGCUUUACUUUCCUGCACUGCUGUAAAAUACAGGAGCAGAAAGAAUUUUUCACAUAAACUUCCAAGUUACUUGAUAGUCUCUGCACAGCUGACCUGUCAAAGAAAUCAUGAAGCUCAUUGUUUUAGCAGUAUUUCUCUGCAUGGUCAUAAAUUUUGAUACCUGUUUGGGAACUGCAGAUGGAAAUACCAUUUUUAAGAGAGCAACACAACAGAGGAUUUUGAAAGCUGGUGAGAAAUUAUAUAAACGUUUAAGCCCAUAUCUACUGAUUAUAUGUGGUGAGACUGAUGAAGAUACUGGUUUGAUGUAUAUCGUAGAUGAUGCACACAUGGGUAGAACAACCACACGAAGGCUUCUCCUCAAUCCGUUUACUAUGGAUAUUUUUGAAGAAUUUUGAUAAUCUUGUCAGACAUUGGUUAGAGACUAAUUCCUUUUCAACAUAAUGAUAGUUACAAAAGAAGAGUGUUAUAGAUAAGUGAAUAAGUUUCUAAAUUAUUGUUUCUUAUGUUGAGAGAGAGAGAGAGAGAAAGAAAUUGGUAUACACUCAUCCUGAUGAGAGAAGCACUUGAGCGAUGGAGGUGUUUUAGUAUUACUAAGAACAUUACAACCUCCAUUAUGUUUGUGCCAUGAUAAAGUGUUUACAAUACACUAUGUAAUGUGAUUGGCAAAUAGACAGUAGAUGUAAGAUGGAGAGGAUCCUGUACUUUUACUAAGGACAUGACAACCCCUUAGUAUAGGGGUCAUGAUAAAAUGUACCUGUUACAUUCUGUAAAAUGGUUUGUGUUAAGAAGGGCAUCCAAAGACAGAAACUAAGCCCAAAAUGGAAUAUAUAAGUAAAAUGUGGUCUUCCAACUCAUGGCUUUGGCUGUGAUUAUCUACCCAUAUCAGCAUGGGAAAAUGGAUGUAAAGUGAUGAUAACUGCUUUAGAAUGAUAGUGGCAAAUACACAUCUGGAUUGUACUAAAUCUGUGAAAAUAUUCAUCUUGUUAGAGCAACAUAAAAGUGAGAGUCAAAAUAUU
Molecule: messenger RNA, 1053 nt
Organism: Octopus bimaculoides (California two-spot octopus)
Lineage: Eukaryota; Metazoa; Mollusca; Cephalopoda; Octopoda; Octopodidae
Product: cytochrome c
Molecular function (GO): heme binding; electron transfer activity
Source: RefSeq, a predicted model, not a curated record